CAGCAACGGGCAGCAGCUGCACCGCAAGGAGUAAGAGAGAGAGGAUUUUGAUUUGAUGUAAUUUGAUUUUAUAAAAGUAGAAAAACAGAGUACGUACGCAUGUUGGGUCUGUGUCUUUUGACUCAUCUCCUUUUGGCAACGCUGAGGGUGCGCAGGUUAAGCUGCCGAGAGGCAUGAAAGCCCUUAUCCGUCACUCCAUCCCCCAAACCCUUCCUUCUCCUUCUUCGGAAUUUGCUUCUUCUGUUUUGGGCCGUCCGUUUGGUUUCUUGGUUUGAUGGGAAUCGAUCUCAACACGAUCGACGAUGCGGUCGAGAAUCCCUGCGCUUUCUCUGACUCGUCGUCCACGCCGUCCGUUUGCUUGGAGCUCUGGCACGCCUGCGCUGGCCCGCUUAUCUCGCUCCCCAGGAAGGGGAGCUUCGUCGUCUACCUGCCGCAGGGGCAUUUGGAGCAAACGGAUGGCUACCAUCCGUCGCUCGUGUACGAGCUCCCCCCGCAUGUCUUCUGCCGUGUCACGGACGUAAAACUCCAUGCGGAGGCUGCGACAGAUGAGGUUUACGCACAGGUUUCUCUGCUUCCUGAAAGUGAGCAGAUUGAGAAGAAAUUGCUGGAAGGAGAAGUUGAAGGAGAUGGAGAAGAAGAGGAAAUCGAUGGUUCCAUUAAGGCUGCCACACCCCAUAUGUUCUGCAAGACCCUCACGGCCUCGGAUACAAGCACGCAUGGAGGUUUCUCGGUUCCAAGGCGAGCUGCCGAGGACUGUUUCCCCUCCCUGGAUUAUAAACAGCAAAGGCCUUCUCAAGAGCUUGUCGCGAGGGAUUUACAUGGCAUAGAGUGGAGGUUUCGGCAUAUCUACAGGGGCCAGCCACGGAGACAUUUGCUCACAACUGGAUGGAGUGCAUUCGUCAACAAGAAAAAGCUUGUUUCAGGGGAUGCCGUGCUCUUCCUUAGGGGUGAAAGUGGAGAUCUGAGAUUGGGAAUCCGACGAGCUGCUCCACUUAAAAACGGUAUUCCGUAUUCGGCACUAUGCAGCCAGAGGAUGAACCUUGGCACACUUUCUGCAGUGGCCAAUGCAAUAUCGACGAAGAGUGCAUUUCACAUUUACUACAACCCAAGGGCGAGUCCGUCAGAGUUCAUAAUACCCUAUCGGAAGUUUUCUAAGAGUUUUGAUCAUUCAUUCUCUAUUGGAAUGAGGUUCAAAAUGCGAGUUGAAACUGAAGACGCAGCAGAGCGAAGGUACACUGGGCUUAUAACAGGGAUUAGUGAUUCGGAUCCUGUCAGAUGGCCUAAUUCCAAGUGGAGAUGCCUAUCGGUAAGGUGGGAUGAUGACGUAGAGCACAACUGGAAGAAUAGAGUUUCUCCAUGGGAGAUCGAGCCAUCUGCUUCUGUCUCAGGUUCCGGCACUUCAUCGGCGCCCGGAUCAAAGAGAACCAAGCUCAGUCUGCCUUCAGUUGAUGCAGAUUUUCCAGUUCCUAAUGGAAGUGGAUUUCCAGACUUUGGGGAAUCUUUAGGGUUCCAGAAGGUCUUGCAAGGUCAAGAAAUUUUGGGUUUUAGGACUCCUUAUGAUGGCAUUGAUGUAUCAAGUCAUCAUCAGUCCAAUGUAAGGGGAUGCAUUCUCGAUCCUAACAACUCUCGGGUGACUGGGAUUGGAAAUGGUGUCAGAAUCCUUCAAGCGAAUCCUGAUGCUUCCUAUAAAGGCAUAGGCUUUGGAGAAUCUAUUCGAUUCCAUAAGGUCUUGCAAGGUCAAGAAAUAUUUCCAUCGAAAUCACCAUACGGAGGAGUACAAGCUGAUACCCGGGCUCAGGAAAAUGGUGGGUUCGGAAUCUUUGAUGGGGUCCACAUGUCUAGUGCUGGAAGCAGAUGGCCCAACCUGAUGCAGGGAUACAACACCCAUGUGCCGCCAUCGAUUCCCUCUGCUCAAGUAUCUUCACCAUCUUCUGUGCUAAUGUUCCAACAAGCAAGCACUCAAGUUCACUGCCCUUACGUUGCGCAUGACAUGAAUACCCAGACAAGGGGAGAGGACGGUAGCUGCCUCGGUCUGUUAGAUGGUUCUGAUGUAUCAAAGGCAAGGCCGUCGUCCUCACCUCAUGGGCCCCAUUAUAUUGGGGAAAAUUUGAAUUCUCUCUCAAAAGAGCAUAGCCAUCUGGGGCCCGUGCAUGCACCUAUGGCUGUCAGUAAAGUGGAUUCCCAUGGCAAACAAGGUGCGCCUCCUACCAGUAAACCCAGCUGCAGGCUCUUUGGUUUUUCCUUAACCAAGGAUAUUCCGUCAGCAAAUCAAGUAGAUUCCACUGCGGUAGCUUCUCCAUCUUCGACUGAAGACUUGAAUUUGGAGACCUCAUUUUGGCACUCCAAUCAAAGUACAGGUUGGGAGGCCGGCGACAGACAGCCGCAUCCGAUCUCUCAAGGGCUGGCAAAAACGGUGGGUCGUAGCUGUACUAAAGUUCACAAGCAAGGAAGUGUUGUAGGCAGGGCAAUUGAUCUCUCGAAGCUUGAUGGAUAUGAUGACCUGAUCAGCGAGUUGGAGCGGCUUUUCAAUAUGGAAGGGCUUUUGAAUGAUCCAGACAAAGGGUGGCAAGUUGUUUACACGGACGAUGAGGAUGAUAUGAUGCUCGUCGGGGACGAUCCUUGGCAGGAAUUCUGCAACAUUGUUUCAAAGAUUCUAAUAUACACCCAUGAUGAAGUGGUAAUGAUGGGACCUGGCUUGUCUGGAGACGACGCCCAUAGUUGCUCCGAAGAAGCACAUGCCACCAUUGAUGUAUCCUAGUUUCCGUUGGAAUGCUGCAGCUCUUCUCCAACGGUAGUUCCGAAAGUGUAAACUCUCCCUUGGUCUUUUUGGUUAUUCUCAAGCAACUGUUUCCUUGUUAAGAGCUUUUGUAUUUAGAAUCCUGGAGCAUACCCAUUGAUUCCAGAACCUCAUUUGCCAACCCACUUCAUCCAGGACUCUUGAAUUCUGCAGUUGAAUUAAUAUAAUCAGGUAUUUCUUAGGAGUUUGUUAUA
Molecule: messenger RNA, 2991 nt
Organism: Magnolia sinica
Lineage: Eukaryota; Viridiplantae; Streptophyta; Magnoliopsida; Magnoliales; Magnoliaceae
Product: auxin response factor 3-like
Exons: 12
Coding region: 275-2758 (827 amino acids)
Biological process (GO): regulation of DNA-templated transcription; response to hormone
Cellular component (GO): nucleus
Molecular function (GO): DNA binding; protein binding
Source: RefSeq, a predicted model, not a curated record